AUGUGGGAUGAUAUUGUAUAUGCCAGAAACUUACUUACAUAUCAUACAGAAAGUUUAAUGUACAAUUUCAAUAAUAAUAGAGCAGAACUUUAUAAUUCAAUCUUGGCAAAAUUGUUGGAGGAAAGCGAAUUAAUUUUUCCCAAAAAGGUUCUUAUGAACUUCGAUGUGACAUCAUACAACCUAGGAGCAAAUCGUCUAUCUGUAUUCAACAAACGUGUUACUGAAAAAAGUCCAGGAAAAUUUACUAAAAAUUACAUUAAAAGAAAGCUAGGAACAAUUGACAAAAAAAAUAAACGUAGUAGUUUUUAUAAAACAUCUAAACGAUCUGUAGUGCCUCAGAAGAACCUUGGACCAGAUGAAAAUUAUGGAAAUGUGUCCUAUGAUCCACUUUUAGAAUUGACUGAAUGUGAAAUUGAAAAUUAUAAGCGUACAUACUUAGAAAAAUUAUCACUGUCUGAGUACCAAGUAAAAACAUUAGAAAUUAGAACUAAGAGACUUACUGCAUCUAUUUUUGGGAAAAUUUGUAAAUUGCGUGAAAAAACAUCUCGUGUGAAAACAGUAAAUGAUAUUUUAUUUGGAACUUUUACCGGAAACGCCGCAACUAGAUAUGGAAUUGCUAAUGAAGUAGUAGCAAAAGAACAAUUGGAAGAGCGAUUAAAAAAAAAAAUUCUGCCUUCUGGUUUAAUUGUCGAUAUAAAAUUACCAUUUUUAGCAGCUUCCCCAGAUGGUAUAAUAGAAGAUGAUUCUUUGGUAGAAAUUAAGUGUCCAGCUAGUGCUAAAGAGUUUUCACCAGAAGAAGCGAUAACUAUUGGUAAAAUUAAAAACUGUUUGGUAAAUAAUGGACAACUACAACUAAAACGUAAUGAUAAUUAUUAUUACCAAGUUCAGGGGCAGUUACAUAUCAGUCGAAGAAUGUAUUGCUAUUUUUGUGUAUGGACCCCAAAAGGUCUGUUGUACGAAAAAAUUCAACGUGAUGAUGAAUUCUGGGAAAAUAAUAUGAAACUUAAACUGGAACUUUUUUAUUUGAAUUAUCUUUUACCGAGUUUGAUAAAAGAAGAAUUAAUAAUGACAAAUAAAUAAUAAUAAAUAGAUGGGUUACGAUUUAUUUAUUAUAAAUUACGAUAAUAUCUUUGUAAAAUCGUUAUAAACCAAAAUUUAUAUUCAUAAAUAUAAUAAUAGACUAUUCAUUUUUGUGUCAAUGACCCAUAUUUAUAUCGUUGAUUAUAAUAUUGGAUCAAUUAGAUAUAAAAUAAUAAUAUUAUUAUGUUUUCGUAAUAAUCAGUUAUUGUAGAUUCGAGGAAUUGCAGCAUGUCUAAUAACAAUGGUUAUAGUAUUAUAAAACCGGUUUUUGCAUGGAUAGUAUAGUUCGGAGAGUACACAAUUACGAUUUACACAUACUAAUAUUCAUUUACUUCCAACACAUUGACAUGACCCGGAUAUACAUGCCACAUAAAAUUCCUAGUUUUUACUCCUGUCGUAUACGCCGAUUACUCGAACGUAUACCAAAAUAAAGUUAAACACAAAAUAACGCAAAUGAAGAACUUUAUUUAAACACGACGUCCGGUGGUGCUCGAGUCACACGAUCACCACCACUGACCGCCUUUCCUGUCUUAGCCAUCUCACUUAUAUAUUACACUUACAAUCGAAUUACUUAUCGAUUGUUCUACAUUUUUCUAUUACUACGUUAAAUUUACAAUUAUAGAUACUAUGAUUAUUGUGUAAUUGUUAUUUUA
This is a messenger RNA of Aphis gossypii (cotton aphid), 1733 nucleotides long. RefSeq lists its product as uncharacterized. The record is from RefSeq and is a predicted model, not a curated record. The coding region runs from base 1 to 1080 and encodes 359 amino acids. The transcript is spliced from 4 exons. Lineage: Eukaryota; Metazoa; Arthropoda; Insecta; Hemiptera; Aphididae.